Messenger RNA from Fusarium vanettenii 77-13-4, 165 nucleotides. RefSeq lists its product as uncharacterized. Lineage: Eukaryota; Fungi; Ascomycota; Sordariomycetes; Hypocreales; Nectriaceae. The annotation marks the transcript as partial. Gene Ontology annotation, biological process: mitotic spindle assembly; microtubule nucleation by interphase microtubule organizing center; gamma-tubulin complex localization. The transcript is spliced from 2 exons. Gene Ontology annotation, cellular component: centrosome; interphase microtubule organizing center; spindle. The record is from RefSeq and is a predicted model, not a curated record.
AUGCCUGAGCCAGACAAGCACGCUGCUGCGCAGCAAGCCGUGGAUAUCCUCCACGAGAUCUCCACCAUUCUCAACUGCCAUCUUGAUCGUCGCACCUUGUCUAUCUGCAUCUCCAUGAUUGAGCGCGGUGUGAACCCGGAGGCUCUGGCGGUAUGUUUAAAUGUC